Messenger RNA from Aspergillus bombycis, 1068 nucleotides. Its product is annotated as WD40 repeat domain-containing protein. NCBI's taxonomy places the organism in Eukaryota, Fungi, Ascomycota, Eurotiomycetes, Eurotiales, Aspergillaceae. Bases 1 to 1068 code for a protein of 355 amino acids. The transcript is spliced from 5 exons. Gene Ontology annotation, molecular function: protein binding. The record is from RefSeq and is a predicted model, not a curated record.
AUGAGCAAUUGGGACGAACUGCCGCCGGAGCGGAAAAAAGCUGGUGACCGAUGGUCUGCUGUGAUUGAUCCGGACAUAGACAAUAACUGGGAGAUAGACCUGCUCCAUAGUCUGACGCAUGACUGUAUUGUCAACUGUGUCCAGUUCAGUAGGGAUGGGAACUAUGUUGCGGUUGGAUGCGCGGAUGGCGCCGUACGAAUAGUCGAAGUUUCAACCGGAGCUCAGGUUGCCUGUCUACAAGACGAUGAAUACAGUCACGACAGUCUCUGUGUAAGAGUGAGGUUUUUGCCAGAUAACUAUCUUCUACUUACGGCUCAUUGCGAUGGCAAUAUCCGUAUUUGGAACUAUAUGGGGGGUCUUCUGCGACGGAUCCCUUGUGGCAGUGAAACUGGAUUCUUCACUCUAGAUCUUUCGGCCAAUGGCCACCUGAUUGCGUUUUCUGAGAGGAACAAGACUGUCCAUGCUUGGGAUCUGGACGCAGCAUCUGACAUUCGACAGCUUGGCACGCUCCACACCGCUGAUAAUGUAUAUAUCGUCGCUGUGUCUCCCGACUCGUGUUAUAUUGCUGCUGGUUGCGACGAUGGGAUGAUCUAUGUCUGGCGCGUUGCGCCGCUAGAAUCUGGUGCUGCCAGCACGAAUGGAACGCAAAUAGAGAAAUUAUUGGAGUUUCAGGCCCACGAUGAGAACGUCAUGACUCUUACAUUCACUCCAGAUGGCCGAAAUAUUAUCUCCGGCGGCAUGGAUGGAACAGCGAAGCUAUGGAAUAUUGGCUCCCUGAAAACCUUUGUCAACGAGGAUAUAACAUCCAGCGACUGUACCUUGAUAUACAAAGCUCAUAAGGAUAUGGUCUUGAGCGUCUCCCCAGAUCCCACAGGCAGAUGGCUCCUGAGCGGCUCAAAGGAUAUGGCUGUGUAUCUCUGGGACAUCGUCACUGGCGUUGCUGAGAUGCGGCUUGGAGCUCAUGGAAACUCGGUCCUCGGUAUUGCAUGGAGUCCUACGGAUAAUAUUGUAGCGACUGGAGGCGGCGAUCGCGUUCUUCGGCUAUGGCGCCUAUAUACGAUUAGUUAA